Lathyrus oleraceus (garden pea) is the source of this 1774-nucleotide messenger RNA. RefSeq lists its product as uncharacterized. The record is from RefSeq and is a predicted model, not a curated record. The transcript is spliced from 11 exons. The coding region runs from base 168 to 1424 and encodes 418 amino acids. NCBI's taxonomy places the organism in Eukaryota, Viridiplantae, Streptophyta, Magnoliopsida, Fabales, Fabaceae. Gene Ontology annotation, cellular component: cytoplasm. Gene Ontology annotation, molecular function: ATP binding; ATP hydrolysis activity; GTP binding.
AAAAUUAGUACAACUUUAGACUUAUAUCGUAACCUAAUUACAAACGGUUGGCGGACAUAGAUAAACCGCAUAGAGAUAAAGCACUUGCAUCCAUUGAAAAUGCGCGUAGAACAGCAAAGAUAACAACCCAAACUCACACUCUCUGCUCUCAAAUUCUCCUAACAAUUAUGGCUAAACUAGUUCCCAGUUUAGUUCAUCCAUUGAAGUCAAGGUUUUUCGGUAAUCAUCACACUCUUUUAACCAAACACUCUUUUCAACUUUAUGGAGUUCAACCCAAGCUUUCUUAUUCUUCUUCUUCAUCCAAGAUAAGCAUGAGCCUCAAGGCUGGUAUUGUUGGUCUCCCCAAUGUUGGCAAGUCUACCCUCUUCAAUGCCGUUGUUGAAAAUGGAAAGGCUCAAGCUGCUAAUUUUCCUUUUUGUACAAUUGAGCCAAACGUAGGGAUUGUUGCCGUUCCAGAUUCUCGUCUCCAUGUGCUCUCCAACCUCAGUAAAUCUCAACGAGUUGUUCCAGCGUCUAUAGAGUUUGUAGAUAUUGCUGGGCUUGUCAAGGGUGCAAGUCAAGGCGAGGGGCUUGGUAAUAAGUUUUUAUCGCAUAUUCGUGAGGUGGACUCCAUACUUCAGGUUGUUAGAUGUUUUGAAGACAAUGACAUUAUUCAUGUGAAUGGGAAAGUUGAUCCCAAAUCUGAUAUAGAUGUUAUCAACUUGGAGCUUGUUUUCACAGACUUAGACCAGAUUGAGAAAAGACUAGAUAAACUAAAAAAAAGCAAGGCAAAGGAUUCACAAUCUAAAGUCAAGGAAGAGGCAGAAAAGGCUGCAUUGGAAAAAAUUAGCGUAGCACUCUUGGAUGGAAAACCUGCACGAUCUGUGACCUUAACAGACUUUGAAAAGGAUGCUAUAAAGAAUCUCUGCUUGCUCACCAUGAAGCCCAUUAUAUAUGUGGCAAAUGUUGCGGAGACUGAUCUAGCAGAUGCUACAAACAAUGAUUACGUUGUAGGUGUCAAGAAUGUUGCAUCUGAGUUGAAGUCAGGAAUUGUAACAAUUUCAGCACAGGUUGAGGCAGAGCUUUCUGAACUAGCAAUUGAGGAAAGGCAAGAAUAUUUGAAAUCCCUUGGCGUUAGUGAAAGUGGUCUUGGUAACCUAAUUAGAGCAACCUAUGAUCUCUUGGGGCUGCGGACUUAUUUUACUUCUGGUGAGAAGGAGACAAAAGCAUGGACAAUACUUGCAGGAAUGACUGCACCUCAAGCUGCUGGAGUUAUUCAUUCUGACUUUGAGAAGGGUUUCAUUCGAGCAGAGACAGUGGCUUAUAAUGAUUUUGUUGCUGCUGGUUCACUUGCUGCAGCACGAGAAAAAGGACUUUUGAGAUCUGAAGGCAAAGACUACAUUGUACAAGAAGGAGAUGUAAUGUUGUUUCGAUUCAAUGUAUAGCAGAAAUGACUGCUCCCAGCUGGGAAUCAGUGGAGAAAUUGAGAUAUAAUUUAUGACCAAGAUCAGGAAAUUUUCCAGCCAAUUGCUGGUUACAAUUUGCAAAAGCAUUGUCUCAUUUUGUGAUGGAAAUGUGACAGAAUGCACCAAGGCAGGAUUUUGAGAAAAUUUAUGACUACAGGUCAAUUUUUUCAGCCAAUUGCAGUUAUACUUUGGAGAGCCAAGAGAGGCAUUAUUUUGUUUUAGUCACAAUAUUUUUUUCUUCUCAUAGUGUAAUACAUUAUAUUUGCUUGACAAUUUGUGAUAUAAUAAUAAUAAUCAAAAUUCUCUCCCUCGUGCUCUUGUUAACUAAA